This is a messenger RNA of Saccoglossus kowalevskii, 1566 nucleotides long. RefSeq names its product short transient receptor potential channel 4-like. Gene Ontology annotation, cellular component: plasma membrane; cation channel complex. Gene Ontology annotation, biological process: calcium ion transmembrane transport; regulation of cytosolic calcium ion concentration. The record is from RefSeq and is a predicted model, not a curated record. Gene Ontology annotation, molecular function: inositol 1,4,5 trisphosphate binding; store-operated calcium channel activity. NCBI's taxonomy places the organism in Eukaryota, Metazoa, Hemichordata, Enteropneusta, Harrimaniidae.
AUGACUCUAGGUAUACGAGAAGAUAUAUCAGAGGAUGGGUUACGUUACAGGAUAUAUAGAGCCAUGUCGACUCCCGCAUACAUUAGUUUAGCUUACAUAGACCCAGUGAAGGCGGCAUUUGACCUUUCAACUGAUAUUGACUCUAUGGCACAAUCAAGAAAUAUUGAAGACACCUCCCAGUUCGUUGGUCAUCCCAAAUGUCAGAAAAUUGUGAAGAAGGAAUGGUUAGAUAGACAGCCUUUGUGGCACACACGAAACGGUUGGUUGUGGACUAUCCUGUAUGGGCUUUACUGCGUCUUAGUUUACGAGUGUCUGAUGCCCAUACUCGCACUCAUUUACAUAAUAGCACCGUGUUCGCCAGUCACUAAGAUAUUGGACAACCCCAAAGCAAAGUUUAUUAUGGAUAUGUUUUCGUGCUUUAACUUCUUGGUUUUAGUAAUUGUCUUGAAUAUAAUUAUAGAUAGUCCGGGUGAUGUGUCGAGCAACACGCUCUACUCUCGCUUCCUCGUCACUAUAUUUGUUUAUGACAUAGCCCUCCUCUUGAAGGAGAUCCGCCAGGUGGUUAGACAUGGCGGCAAAGCACAUUUUGUGAACGUGUUAACUUAUAUCGAUAUUAUAAUUUUGGUGUCAUUUUUGGUGGAUAUCAUCAUGCGGUUCUUGAUGUAUAAUCAUGUUGGAAACCUGCUGUACAUGUUACUGUACAAAGAUCUGUGGACACCAGGAAUUCUCAUCCUGGCUUGCAUUCGCUUCAUGCAUUACAUCUAUAAUAGUUUGUACCUUGGAUCCAUGUUGUUACUGUUCACCGCCAUGAAGGACGACGUUGUCCGUUUCCUGUGCAUCUUUGCAAUGGUUGUUCUUUCAUUCGCUCUUGGAUUUUACUACAUGUACGUUGGAGUGGAUAAGACGGCUUUCAAUGAGUUUAGCUCAACUGUUGCAACUCUCAUUACGGUUAUAUUCGGAGCCGAUGCGUCUACAAAUCUCAAAGUGGAGGUACUAUACAACACAACAGGUGGCAAAUACGACGCUACUCGCCCAUUUUGGGUGAUAGGAUACUGGCUUUAUAUUUUGUUCGGAACGUCCACAUUGGUCGUACUGCUCAAUAUCUGCAUCGCAAUGAUGUCAGACACCUAUGCCAGAUUAAAGGAAAGCAUUGACAUGCUUUGGAAAUUUCGUAGAACACAGAUAUGGGUUGACUACUUCAACGCUCCAGUAUUGCCAGCUCCAUAUAAUAUCAUACCAUCCGUCUCGUGUGUCAAUGCCUUAGUAGCUUCAUUUUGUUGUACGAAGGAAAGGACGAUAGAGGGCACUACGGACACUUUUCAGAUGAAUGGUGGCACUUACCUGAGACAGGAACAUUCAUUGAAAACACCUUUAACAUAUGACGAGCUGAUGACAGUUCUACUAACACGCUAUGUCGCUGAGACUGGAAUUGCAAAGAUAAAGAACUUCCCAACAAAAACACAUCCCGACUUUCAAAUGCACUUCCGGCAAGGACAUACCUUACAUAAUGGGUAUAUUCAAAGUUCGCGUAACCGAGCAUAUAUGGCCGACAUCGUUCUUGGUUAA